AGCUCAACAUGAUACCAGGGGCAGUGCGAGUGACCAUAGGAGCGCGCAAUGACCACUUGAGAAACGAGGUUGACCAAAAAGCAGUUGCGAACCGACUUCGACUUGGAGCGAAACGACUGGGGGCGAAACAACCGCAGUUCUAGGACAAUCGGAAUCGUCAUGUCCAUGUCCUCAACAAGACGUUUAGCUCGUUUUUCACUUACCAGAUGGCAGCACCAAAGGGUGCCACGUUGGUACUUCGGUGUCCUCUCGACGUCGAAAUUUUCUGAGAAUUUUGGCAAGAAUUUUCUUCGAAAAAUGCUUUAUAUUUGAUGCAGUGCGGAUCAAAACUAUCCUCAUAACAGAAUAUAUGUUGGAAAGAUUCGGUUCUAUGCUUUUGCAGGGUUAUUGUUUGUGUCAAAUGUCCGGUCGAGUGAGAGUACGCCCAAUAUGGAAAUUGAAACAAUGAAUUCCCUGAAGGUUUUCAUUCCACACAAUUUGCUGCUGACACCUAGUGGCUGGUUGCUGGCAUGGCAAGACAACCCGACCGGGACAUUGUGCACUUUGGCAACAAUCCAAUCAACAGGUGAUAAGAGAGACAGGACUCUUCAGCAACUAAUAACACUUUUUCAAGACAAGUACCCAAACUUGACAAUUUUAGGUCUGUGGAAAAAUGACUAUGACAGUUCAGGAUGUCAUUUGAACACAAACAAUGUACAAUUAGAACAAUGGAUUACUCUUCAUAGAAAAGAUUCAGACCUUCCGCUGUGUGAGCUCAAAGGGAAUUGGCCAGCAUCCCUCAAACCUACUGCCAUCAUCUUUGAUUCCAGGCAGGUCUUACAUUCAUGCCCGCUAAUGAGCAAGAUGUCUGAAAUGUCCGAUAAUCCGUCCAACAUUAAAAUCAUCCUCAAAGCUCUGACGAGUUUCUCGGCCGUCUGUCAAAACCUACCAGAUACUUACAAACGCUGUAUAAAGACAUUUGGAGGGGAAUCUCAUUCUGUUUGUGACGCUGAUGAAUUGGACCUGAUCAUCCAUAGUUGCCUCCCACCUGAUCCCUAUCCCCUGCAGCAGUCGGACAUGUCGGAUGCUGGGAUGAUUCCAUCUGUUAUGUCAUGUGCUUUAAUCCUCACAAGCAUCUGGAAAAGACUGCCAGGUUUUUUCCAAAAUGUGUUUUCCAUGCUGAUGGUCUGGGAACAGUUAAAACUUCGAUGUCACCAAGUAAAUAAAGCCCUGUUUGAUAAAGGAGGAACUCCACGAGGUUUGCUCAGGAGGAAGAACAGCCUGUAUCGUUUCCUGUUUGAUAUGGCCUGUGGUGUGUUGCUGAUGGCUGUCCUCUUACAGCAUGACUUGACAAGACUUAUUGCCAAAUCUCUCAUGGAUUGGGCUGAGGUUGUCGGUGAUGAAUUAAGCCUGCUAUUGAAAUGGCUAAUGGGUGUUCCAGCUGGUCUGAAACUCAACAGCCAUCUUGAUCAACUACUGGGCAGUUUCUUUCUGUACCAUAUCUACCUUUGGAAGGGCUACCUGACUAUCCUGCAGCCUGUCUUUGACAAGCUCCUGUGGUACGGUGCCCUGUCUGGUUGUCUUGGUCUGUCCAUGCAGCUCAGCCUCAUGUCAGACCUUCUCUCGAUGCUGACACUCCACAUCUACUGUUUCUAUGCUUACGCAGCAAAGCUCUACUCCCUCCAGAUUCAAACCCUCGCCUCGCUGUGGCGGCUCUUCCGAGGCAAGAAACAGAACCCAUUGCGUAAACGCGUAGACUCCACCUCAUACGAUGUGGAUCAGCUCUUCAUUGGAACACUGCUCUUCACCAUACUGCUCUUCCUCCUCCCAACAACUGGAGUUUAUUACAUCGCAUUCACAAUGCUGCGGCUGGUGGUAAUCAUCAUCAAUGGUUGUCUCGGAUGGAUGGUGUCGUUUAUCAAUACUUUGCCUGUUUACAGCCUGAUAGCUAGAGGUCUUCAUUUAGCAGAGAUGGCAGGUGAUCUUAGAUUUUCAAUCUGGCCACAUCAUGAAGGAAGACCACUUUACCUUUCCUUACAGGUCAUACAGUGUCCAUUAUCGGAGGUCUAUCAUCUGUACAAGGAAUCUGAUGGCCCAGUCCAGGAGAAUACUGCGAGUUAUACUUGGGGAGAGUUCGGAAAGAAUCUGAUCAUUGGAAAGCUAGUUUAUCCAUGGGUCAGUGUCAGACAGGACAACGAGUAAAGGAGACUUUGGAUUUAUCAUCGGGAUGUGGAUGUGACCUACCAAAUUUAGUAGACAUUUUAGAUUUCAAAAUAGUUGAAAGAGCUGAAAAAGGUUGUAAAUUAGAAUUUCAAAAAGUUUUGUCAAUGACACUAUAUGCCAAAGGCAAUUAUGUGUGGGCCCUUAAAAAAUCCGAAGAAAAAGUUGAUCUAGCGGUCACAAGUCAAUUUCAUACGACUGGAAAGACCAGUGUUGUCUUGGACCACUAGCACAGUGCUUGCUACCAGCGGUACUGCAGUCGGUCACUGACAUAGACUGAGGCUGCAGGCCUGCUCAUGGACUCUUAAAAAUGGGAAAUAAUUCAAUUGUCCAUUAGCGGUUUAGAUGUUGUAAACAUGUUCAAGCAAUGUGC
Messenger RNA from Lineus longissimus, 2572 nucleotides. RefSeq names its product phosphatidylinositol N-acetylglucosaminyltransferase subunit Q-like. Lineage: Eukaryota; Metazoa; Nemertea; Pilidiophora; Heteronemertea; Lineidae. Gene Ontology annotation, biological process: GPI anchor biosynthetic process. The record is from RefSeq and is a predicted model, not a curated record. The transcript is spliced from 10 exons. Gene Ontology annotation, cellular component: membrane; endoplasmic reticulum. The coding region runs from base 430 to 2181 and encodes 583 amino acids.